AUGGAUGGAAUGAGUUCUGCCAAAACAGUGUUUAUUAUUGGAGCAACAAACAGACCAGACAUUAUUGACCCUGCUUUAACGAGACCUGGAAGACUUGAUCAAUUAAUCUAUAUCCCAUUACCAGAUCUUGAGGCACGUGUAGGAGUCUUACAAGCUAAUUUGAGAAAAUCACCUGUUGCACCAGAUGUAAAUCUUCGUGAUAUUGCUAAUGCAACUGAAGGAUUUUCUGGAGCUGACCUUACUGCUAUUUGUCAAAGAGCUGUUAAACUUGCAAUUAGAGAGUGUAUUAAAAAAGAAAUUGAAAUUCAAGAAAGUGGACUUGAUAUAGUAGAAGAUCCUGUUCCAUUUAUUACUAGAAAACACUUCGAAGAAUCUAUGAUAACUGCUCGUCGAUCUGUUUCUGAUCAAGAUGUUAGAAGAUAUGAGUCAUUUGUUAAUACACUAAAACAGUCAAGGGGAUUAGUCAAUUCAAUUCCACAAGAACAGCCUAACCAAAGAAAUAAUUCAACUUCUCAACAACCUAAUACAGCUCAAAAUUUAGUGAGUGACUUACUAAGAGAUGACCAUAAUCAAAAUAAUGGAAAUGGUGAAGAAGAUUACUAA
This is a messenger RNA of Entamoeba nuttalli P19, 603 nucleotides long. Its product is annotated as transitional endoplasmic reticulum ATPase, putative. The transcript has a single exon. Gene Ontology annotation, molecular function: ATP binding; ATP hydrolysis activity; polyubiquitin modification-dependent protein binding. The record is from RefSeq and is a predicted model, not a curated record. Gene Ontology annotation, cellular component: nucleus; cytosol; VCP-NPL4-UFD1 AAA ATPase complex. Gene Ontology annotation, biological process: autophagosome maturation; retrograde protein transport, ER to cytosol; mitotic spindle disassembly. NCBI's taxonomy places the organism in Eukaryota, Evosea, Mastigamoebida, Endamoebidae. The coding region runs from base 1 to 603 and encodes 200 amino acids.